ACUGUAGCAAAUAAAAUUAUUUUUCAAACCAUAGAAAUGUCUUAAUUGCUGUAGGGAUAACGCCUAAAAUACUUUCAACUCUAGUAAAACAUUUUGAUGCUUGCAUUUUUUGUGCAAACUUGAAGUGCUUAUCACCCUUUAAUCUUAAAAACCUGCUCGAAAUUUUUUUAUUAAUGAUUCGAUGGAAAUGCUAGUUUUAGAUGAAGAGGCACCUAUUUCCAUUUCAAUACAAAUAUACAGUAGAAAUAAGAGCUCAUUGCGACAGAUCUGUAUCUUAUGUAACUUAGAGUUUUUUAAAAGUACUUUAGCACUUGGCAUUUAAGGGACGUUUGAGAAAUUAUAAGUGCUAAAAUUCAUUAAAAGCCUGGUACUCAUCCCGUGCCAAUUCAUAAGGAAAAUAUGAGUAUUACAUGCAUCUGUGAAAGAAAUAUUUCGAUAGUUAACUCUCUGGAAAGAAUUGUUUAGUCUGCAUGUUUUAGUUUCAUUUUCUAUUCAGGGCUUUUGUUUUGAGCUCAGCUAAAGCGUUUCAUCCUUUGCUUUUUUAUGCGAAGGGCCAGUUUCGGAACCAACAAUCUAUGUUCAGAGACAGUCGUUUUAUGGUGAGCCCUAGCUUUGGGAACGCAAACUUAGGAAUAUCGGUAAUUUGGUGAGCAGAAACCCGAAAUAAUGAACAUGGGUUAGUUACCUUACUGGAUCUAGAAGCAACCAAGUGCGCUUUCUGAUGUGCAGAAGGUAAUUUCAUUAUGAAACUUUGGUUGAAUUUGUAAUCUAACGGUCUUUAAAUAAUAUAAACAUUAAUUGUUUUUUUGUGUCGACUUUUUCCGGCGAUGCCCUCGGAAGGUAAGAAGCAGAGGCACGGCUUGUAAACAAGCUUAAGCAAUAAAACUAAGAAAAAUGAGCGGCAUUCGUAAAUUUUGUUAGUGGAAUCAAACAUGGGGAACAAUUCUCUCAUUCACAAAUUCCUGUGUACUCCAGAGCAAUGUAGUUUGCUUUCUGAUAUCCCCCCGAUCUCGGACAUUCAACUUCUCUUAGAAUUUGACGUGGUGGUUUUAGCUCUGUUGAUUGAUAUGUGUUGAUACGACCUCCCAGCGGAAACUGUCUGUGAGCUUAACAUCUCUGAUCACAGUGGGUAAUCAGUCUGCCCAUAAACCAAGUUAGGGUAGGAGACCGAAGACAGCAAUUCAACCACCAGAGGCAUUGUGCGUUCUGAAUAGGCAGUUGGGGCCGACUCAAACCUCUGCUAUUAAAGACACACAUUCGAGCUCCGGGGUUAUUCAUCACUGGCCUUCCGCCAUCGGUCGACUAUAAAGUUUCGAGCAUCGCUUGGCUGUUUUAGUCGCACUGACAGAUCGAUAAAGUCAAGAAGCAGUCUGAUAAAGACAAGCACAGAGUUUGUGUCAGGGCGAAUUUCUGCAGCAAUGGCGAAUUUUGGAAAGUUUUCGAUGAUUUUUCUGGUAUUUAUGGCUUACCUCUCGCCGCUGGCUGCAAAAAUAUUCAGAGAUGCAGAGCAAGAGGCAUUCGUGAAGCAAAUAGCCAAUUUUAGUAUCGCAUACCCACGGUUGGCUUUGUACGACUACCCAAAUUUCAAAACAAUUCCUUGGGGUGACUCCGAGGAACUUCCUGAUAAGUUUUAUGUGAAGUUGAACAUUGAUGGUCGAAGAGAAACUCUGGAGCUCAAAAGAAACCGAAGGCUGGUCAACUCAAAUUUCAAUGCCGAAGAGUACGAGAACCAUAAGGUUAUUGAUAACAAUGAUGGAAAGGUGAAAAAAGGUUGCUACUAUGUUGGAACAGUGUUGAGACAGAGGAAAUCCCUCGCUGCCCUGAGCACAUGUCAUGGGCUGAAAGGAUUCGUGAAGACGAUCAGAGGAAACUUUCUAAUCGAGCCAAUGAGAAACUUGUCAAAAUAUUUUUUCCCGCAUUUGGUGUACCAGCCAAACAUUGACAAUAGUAACGACGAGAGGCGACAGGAAAAGAGUGAAACUUCAUCAUGUGCAGUUGAAAACGACCCUGAUCCGGUGAAGUAUAAGGUCAAAGAGAGCAAGCCAAGCAAAGUAUCAGGGAAACGAGAGAACGAGACUGGAAGGAAAAGGAAACGAAACGCAAUCGAGAUUCCAAGUGCAGACGUUGAAGUUUUUGUCGUUGCGGACAAAGAUACGGUUGCGGUGCACGGUAACGCGUCCGUAGAAGGAUACAUCCUUACAAUGAUGAACAUGGUUGCAGAAAUGUACAGACAUGCCAGCUUGGGAGUCAAUGUGAACAUUGUUGUGGCAAAAAUACUUCUUCUCAGUGAAGAUCAGGACGGGCUAACGAUUUCCCACCAUGGUGACAAGACAUUGAGAAGCUUUUGCGAAUGGCAAUACAGCAGAGUUUGGUAUUCUGGACAACAAAACAAUCGAAUCCUCAAAUAUGAUGCAGCAAUAUUGCUGACAAGGAAAGAUCUAUGCAGCAAUAGAGAUGCACCUUGUGGUACUAUAGGAAUGGCGUACAUCGGUGGUGUCUGCAAACCUCGAAGACGAUGCAGUGUAAUCGAAGAUAUCGGAUUGAAUACGGCCUUCACCAUUGCCCAUGAACUCGGUCACAGUCUUGGAAUGCAACAUGACAGAGAAGGAAACCGGUGUAGAAGGCAAACAAACGGCAUAUCGCAUAUGAUGUCCCCAACAUGGCCACAGGCAAGUCAUGGCGAUCUCAUGUGGUCGAAAUGCAGCCAAGAAGAACUCAAAGAUUUUCUCAGCUCGUACAAAAGCGCUUGCAUAAAGGAAGAAUCUUCGAGAUACUACAGGCAAAAGUAUAAAAUGUUCAAUGCUGUACUGCCUGGUACAAUCUACAGUGCUGAUGAACAGUGCAAGCAGCAAUACGGACCGUUUGCAUCUCACUGCAAAGUCUUUAAGACAACUGGCAAGGCAACUGAUAUGUGCAAGACAUUGUGGUGUUUUAUUGAAAGUGACAAUGAAUGCGUUACUAAACUUGAUCCUGCUGCCAAAGGGACCCCCUGUGGGCCUGGCAAGUGGUGCAUGUACGGAAAGUGUAUAAACAAUAAUACGAUACCCGAGCGCAUUGAUGGACAGUGGUCGCAGUGGUCCAACUGGACGGCGUGUUCAAGGACUUGCGGUAUAGGUGUUACGAAAAGAAGACGACUGUGUGACGACCCACUCCCAUCAAAUGGCGGCAAACAGUGUGCUGGGGAGUCAAAAGAAUACAAAACAUGCAAUGUUAAGAAAUGCCCAGUAACAGUUCAGAGUUUCAGAGCAGCCCAGUGUGCACAAUAUAACAAUCAAACUGUGACUUGGAUCCCGGUUUUAAGUGAACGUCGCCCGUGUGGAUUAUAUUGCAGGCAAGAUACAAACGGCAUUCAUUUCUCCGUGCGAUUCGCAACAACGGUCAUUGAUGGUACAGAAUGCAGAAAAGGGGGUGCUGGGGGCAUUUGUGUCGAUGGCAAAUGUGAGCAAGUCGGUUGCGACAACCAACUGCAUUCAAAUGUUACUAACGAUGCUUGUGGCAUAUGUGGUGGAAAUGGCACUACAUGCAAUGUUAUCGAAGGGGAAUUCACACAAAUGUCUGGAGAAGGCUACGUCACAGCUGUAGUAAUUCCCCCGGGAGCCCGCAAUGUAGUUGUCCAAGAAGAAAAGCCAUGCGCCAGCUUUUUGGCACUCAAAGGUGACAGGGGAACGUACCAUAUUAAUGGAAACUGGAAAAUAGAGUUACCAGGAGAAUUCGAUAUCGAUGGCACUAUUGUGUAUUAUCAAAGGAAAGGGACACAGGAAACGUUUUUUGCCAAGGGGCCAACAAAAGAGCCACUUCACAUUAUGGUACUCUUCCAAGAUUUCAAUUUCGGCAUAAAGUACAGUUAUACAUUACCUCUGAAGAGCAACAAAACAGAUGUAACAACAAAGGUCAUCAGACAACCCCAAAGAGGAUCUUAUGGCUGGAUGCAGGGUCCUUGGGGCCCGUGCUCUGUCUACUGUGGUGGAGGAAUAACACGGCGCAGGCCUUCCCGCUGCGUACAUAUCGAUGGUAGUAAAGUCAGCCUGGUGAGCAAUAGCUACUGCUCAGGAGCCAAAAAGCCACCAGUAGAAAUGAAGACAUGCAACGAGAAAAAAUGUGGAACUGUAUGGGGUGUUGGUGCUUGGUCAUCAUGCAGCAAGACGUGUGGACUGGGACGAAAGUACCGAACUUCGCAGUGUGUUAGGCAACAACCCGAAACAGGUGAAUGGAAAAAAGUGUCAUCGAAGCACUGCUCUAAAGACAAGCCAGUCACUCUGCAAAUCUGCGUCGAAAAAUCUUGCUUCUUGAACUGGAAAACUGGUCCCUGGUCAAAGUGCAAUGCACCAUGCGGUGAAAAAGGCAGUAUGAAUCGUGAAGUCUCUUGUCCGCUUAAGAAUGCUUGCCAUAUUUCAAGAAAACCGAAGCCAAGCAGGCCAUGUGUCACACCGCAGUGCUCUUACGCUUGGAUUUCUUCAAAAUGGUCACAGUGCUCAAAAUCAUGCGGCAUUGGAUUUCAAACCAGAAAAGUAGAUUGCAGGGAGACAUAUUCUCUAAACGAAAGUGCAGGCAUGUGUCAAGCAAGUCUGAAGCCCCACUCUAAAAGAAAAUGCCCUGAUCAACCGUGCAACAAAACAAGCACAGCUUUGCCAACAACUGUGACUAAGCCUCAAACUACGACCGGUAUUCCUGGUGCUCCAGAGGCUGCACCUGUUCUGGGAGUAGAAAAUUGUAAAAAAGACAAGCUUGCAACAUGGGCUUGCGAAAUCCUUACAGACAAGCAUUUUUGUAGCAAUAAAAAAGAUGUACUCAAAUGCUGUGAAACGUGCAGGAGAAAAAUGAAGUAUUUUAAGAAAUAAAAUUUCUGUAAAUACCGCUUAGGUGUUGCAAAUUUCAGGUAAAUUUGAUCAAUCUACAUACCAUCAAAAGACUGCUUGUUUCGAUGAAGAGUUUUGGUUUAUGCCCCUAGGAUACUUCAUUUUAGAUACUAAAUAACACGUGGCCAUGACAAUAUUUUUUUGGGAAAAUGUUUCCUAUGUGACAUCUCUCUCUAUUUUAUACCUUAGUAUUGGGAUACACAAACCCCUAAGAUUUAUCUCAACCUAGACUUGUCACAGUGCAAAACAGAAUUAGGCUCUUUCGUUGUCAACUCGUAGUGACAGUUUCAUAAGUGUGCUAAUGAGCUAAUUACGUUAUCCUGCGCUGAGGCACCUUGAACUGUUUAAAAAAGUAUGUUUCGAAUCUAGAAAUAAUAAAACCCAUUUGCACGAAUACUUCGAAAAAUGCUUGCUCUCUCUUAGCAUCUUUGAAAUGAUUUCCCUGAAAUUUUAGUCAAACAAUAGCAUUGUAUUAUUUUGAUGGUAUCAGUUUGAUUCAAAUUUACCUUAGUUGGUUAUUGAAGUUAUCUGUUGCCAGUCCAAUGCUACUUUCACGUAAACUUGGCUGGCCCUUUCGACUUAAGUAUUCGACGUUCACUUUCUUUAGCUAUCCAUUGUACAGUGUAGAUAUUCCCUAGCUGUUUUUGUGUACUGUAAUCGGGUCGAUUCUUAUACUGCUCUUUCUAAAAGACCGAAAAUUUAUCGCUUGGCACCAUUACGAUUAGCCCUCCUAUGGAUCGAUGCCAAACGUUAUGAAAGAGACCUUCUCGAGAUUUUGAUUCAUCACGCAUCAUAUAGUUUAUUGACGUUAUUUAUAGGAGGACGGAGCAAGUGGGGUUAGUUGGUUGCAUGAAAAUAUGCUAAUAUUAGAUGCUACUCUAAUAUCGAUUUUUUUCGAUGAAAUCGUUGAUAAUCAAAUGUUAAAUACCUAUAUUUAUAAAUCUAUAAUGUUGAUAUUUUAUGGUAGAAUAUAUUUUUUAAAUUUAAUUAUAUUUACCACGUAGUUUUAUAAGUGAGAUUUCUGGGAUCAAAAAAUCACAUGAUUAAUAUUAUUCUCGUUAAGGGCGACUUAAACUUCCCUUUCAAGACAUAGUGUACUGUUUUUUGAGACGUAGAUUACUAUAACGUGUAGGCCAUCUUAAAGUCUGUUUGAACGGUAUCAACGGCGGGCAAAGAAAUUUUUGUUCUCCCACGUGCAACUUUUGGGUUUGUGGCGCUUUAAACUACUUAAUCCACUGAUUUCAAAACUAUUAAUCGCCUGUCCCUAAUCUUAGUCUUAUAAAGAGAUUUAUUAUACUUUCUGGUUUUUAAGUAACCUUUGAAGAAAAUAGGCAAGUAUUUCGGUCGACAAAGUAUGUUUGUCAAUACAAACAAAGAAUGAAUUCACUUUGUACAAAGUACAGAAUUGAUACAUUAAGAGGCUUAUUAAGGCUGUCCAGUUCGAGUAUGUCAAGCAUCCAAAAUAUACCAAAUGUGGGAAAAAUUCACAUUUAUGUUUAAAAAUUUAUUUUCGGUUGAGGCUUUGACAUUGCCUCGCGCUCUGGGUUAAACCCAGUAUCUUUAGAGUUGCGAAAUAGAGUAGCAAAGAAAAUGAAAGUAGCAAACUGUUUUUUUAAAAGCCAGAUUCCCUUUCCAUCUAGUUGAACAGCUUUUAAGACAAUAAGGUUCGAAAGAUUUCGUCGAACAAUUACCAAUAUUGUAGUACAGUUUUGUGACGAGCCACAUUUGUUGUUUGUAUUCCCUGUAUCUCAUUUAGAGACACCAAUCCUCUUUUUCAUGGGAAUGUAAAUUGUUUAAACAAAGUUUGCAAAAUACCCACAAACAGAUUUAAAGUUGGCCUUAGGAACUUUUUGACUUUAGACUCCUUAGACGUAUUAUCAAUGAUCGAAGGAUCGACUGUUUUGUAUUGAGUGCUUUAAUUAGGCUUGGUUCAACAAGUGACUUUGAUUUGUAAUUACAUUACAAUAUGGAAUUUUCACUGGUAAUAUCUGUUUCUUUUUUGCCUACCCUUGAGUUUUAACCACAUGUGGCAUUCUUCAUUUCACAAAUAAGUCAAAGGCGAGUAAUAUUAACUGUUUAUCGUGUUAUUUAUCGAACAAACGGCCGUGACGUCAUACAAAGUGUACAGUGACUCUUGUUUGAGCUUUAACGAAGAGCAUAGAGGCAAAAUGAACAAAUGUUGUAUAAAAUGAUGGUAGCAGUAUUGUUCUAUCUUAUUCACCAUUUGACAAAAGUUGCAGUAGAAUAGACUCACUAAACGUUUGUGGCAUGAUCGAAACUUUUCUUUGAGAUCCUUAUCCAGCAGUGUUUAAAAGACGUUUACAAAUUGUUUGAACAAAUUACUUUGAUGAUUUUAAACAGGUUAAAAGGAACCUAAGCUGGUUAUGAUACGGGUGACAAUUGCCCAGCUAAACCAAUUUACUACAACAGUUCUAUGAUAAAACAUUCAACACAGCCAGGAGGGACAAAAAAAGAGUGGCUGGAAGAUGGGCUACAAAUUAAGGGAUUUUAUGGAAUGCAACAGCCAGUCCAAGAUAACAUUAUGUUAUAUGGAAAUCAGUCCUCGUUCCUUACAGGAGGAAAUUUUAGAGGGUUUGUUGGGUGUAAGUAACCCCUUUUUGUCCUACGCUGCCCUUAAUCAUGAGCAAAACUUGAAAUUUGUGAAAUUUAAAGGACAUUCUGCCAUGAAUAGACACAAAAUAGUGAUAUCUUCUUGAGCCUUGUUUCAGGUGCCUGCUGAGGGGAGGGGACCUCCUCUAAUCUAAAUCCAAUCCCUCCCCAUUGAAUACCUUGAUUGUCAAAAUCCAAUUCCCCCCCUAUGUGUAGUAGGAUGCUCCCCAGAUCACAUGACCUUUUAUAAUCACGUGACAAGUACUAUUUAAUCCGAAGCUUUGUAAAGUGUAGUUCAGUUAUCUUCGUAACCUUGUUCAGUUAAGUUAUAAAUCUUGAAUGAUUAUCAAGAUAUGAAAACGUAAAGAGUGUGUUUCCUUGCUCUACUAUCUCAUUAAUGUAAAUAGAACACCUCUCACAUAUGAACCUGCUUGCCAACAGUAGAAAUUUCUCAUCUCGGUAGCAUUGGUUUUUGUCAAAAAGUAAAUAUGACCUUAAGGGAAAGGUUAGGCAGUACUGGUUUAAUCAUAACUUUCAAUUCUUUAACAAAUAAGGCAAAUCUUCAGAAGGGAAAAAGUUUACAUUUUCCUAGGGGGCCUUGAUUAGACCAAAAAUGCUUGAUAAAUGACAGAUCCAAAACAUAAGGAAAAGUCUUAAAAUCUGUACUAAAUCUGCUGGAUUGCUCGCGGGAUCAAAUCGGGUUUUAUCUUUGAGACCCUCAAAGGCCUUCAAUAAAAAAAUAUCAGUCACUUACAUAUCUCGAAGACCAACUGACAUUUAUAUCUAUCACAAAGAAUUGACUUUACUAGUUCAUCAUAAAUGUCUUUAAAAUUGGUAUGAUUUCUGUUAGUUUGUCAACAUUGUAUUCAGCUAACUCCUUGGCUGCUUCAUUCUUUUCAUUGUUCAGAAGGACAGUCACUUUGAAAAAAGAUAGAACUGGGGUUAUCCAUUGGCAGUACUAAGUUUAGACAGUGCAAACCAAGUUAACUACAUAUUGAUAUAAAUCAAGAAGAUAAAAUCCCAUAGUUUGAAAUUGUUUUCCUUGAUUAAGAACAUGAUACACUUACUAAUUAUUUUAUGACACAUGUAAUAAUCACCUUAAAAUAUUAUAUCACAUUUAUUCACUUUCACAACACCAGGUUUCCAAAAAGCUGUUCCAGUAAAACAGGGAUGUCAAAGCAUGGAGUGGAUGGGGCAGGUUGCUGGUUCCUGGAUAAUGAAACAAGUUUUCAAGAUCAAACAAGAUGCAUGGAAGAAAGACUAUCUAGCCAUGAAACAGACAUUAUCUUAGGAAAAAAUGGCAUGUUUUCCUCC
Messenger RNA from Rhopilema esculentum, 8780 nucleotides. Its product is annotated as A disintegrin and metalloproteinase with thrombospondin motifs 17. Gene Ontology annotation, molecular function: metalloendopeptidase activity. The record is from RefSeq and is a predicted model, not a curated record. NCBI's taxonomy places the organism in Eukaryota, Metazoa, Cnidaria, Scyphozoa, Rhizostomeae, Rhizostomatidae. Gene Ontology annotation, cellular component: extracellular matrix. Gene Ontology annotation, biological process: extracellular matrix organization; proteolysis.